Molecule: messenger RNA, 498 nt
Organism: Arabidopsis thaliana (thale cress)
Lineage: Eukaryota; Viridiplantae; Streptophyta; Magnoliopsida; Brassicales; Brassicaceae
Product: zinc metalloproteinase-like protein
Exons: 1
Coding region: 52-498 (148 amino acids)
Source: RefSeq, marked reviewed
AAAGCAGCAAUCUCCAUAGAUAGCUUCAGGGAAGACAAACUGCAACACACGAUGGAAGCCGAGAACCCUAGCCUUGGAAUUCAAGGGAACUCUCAUGAAGACAACAAGGAGGACCCGAGACCCAUCCUUGAUUGCAAAGCAGUGAUAUCAUUGGAUGUCAAGCCCUUGCGAGAAGUAAGAGAUGGUGAGAUCUUCGAGUUUGAAGGAGAAGAGGAUGAGAUCGAUAUCGAGGAGAAUUCGGAGGAAGAAGAGGGAUACAAUUCAUCGAGUUCGCAAGAUGAAUCAGCCACCCAUUCUUCGAUUGAAGAAGAAGAUGGAGAGAUAGAAGCUUUAGAUAUCGAGAAGAUGAUCCGUACUACACAUGAAAACGGUAUGCGUUGCACAUUUAUAGACUUAGUUAGAGCCAUCUCGCUUGACACUUCGUUUCUGGAAGCAUGGGAGAAGUUUUCGGUGAAACGACUCUUCAUGGAAAUUUAUAUCUCCAAGGAUUGCGUUUGA